CUCAAAGCGGUACACGUGCGAAAGCUUUAAAUUGUUUCGUUUGAAUUUUUGUGUUUUUCUUAUGGUUAAGAAACAUAAAAAAAAUUAGCGUGAUGAGCUCACAAAAGCUUGAAUACGAUGCCAGCCUUGGCGGACAUGUAACACUGCCCAGUCAUGUGGCCACCUAUCAUUAUGCAUCUGGACUUCUUCAGGAGAUCAAAUCUAUGAUCGCAGAUGCCCAACUGCCUGCCAGCAGUAAGCUUAUUUUUCAAACGCUGCCAAAGCAUAUGCGCCGGCGUGCCAUGUCCCACCAUCCUAAGCGCCUGCCGCGUAAAUACCGUUCCGCCCACAAUUCUCAAAUGAGUAAAGCGGGCAAUCAGCCUGUAAACCAUAAGCGCCCAUCCCGUAAAUAUCGCCGACGUCCAAAAAAUCUGCUAAAUGAAUAUAUCCGACGACAGCGGAAGAUCAACUGGCUAGAGACCCACAUUUGGCAUGCCAAGCGCUUUCACAUGAUUGACCGCUGGGGCUAUCGACUGCCCUAUGCCAGCUGCGAUAAAACCUACCGGGCAUGUUAUCGUGCCAGUGCCGAGCACUGCCUGCUACAGGACAUUUCUUUUUAUAGCUGCGUGCAAAUGCAGGGCACUGUCGACCACCUGCGUAAUGGCUUCGGGCGACUCACAAGUCCAGACUGUGGACUGGGCAUAGCCGCAAAGACAUAUUUGAGUGGACGCCGCGAGGGCAGUAUUCAGCUAUUCGCCGAUGGUCAGUAUCCGUCGGGGGCACUGCACUGUGCCAGCUUCAUGUGGCGCCCCGAAGAGCAGCCGGAGGCGCAGGCACAGCGGACUCUGUGGCUUUGGUUGCAUCCUGCUGCCGUUGAGGCGACCACUUCCCAACUAAUUCAAGUAUUUCAGCUUAAGUCCACAAAACAGGAACAGCUUCCAUUGCCCGCUGAAUCAGACGAACAAUCGCCGCGUUUCGUGACACACACCAAGGCGUUCGAACGGAACAAAAGCUAUAUCAAUAAAGAUACCGGCAUGGAGAUGAUGAUCUUGAAUCAGGAAUUCAAUCGUUUUCGUCUGACUGGGCCUCGCUCUCAGUGCGUCCUGGCUGCCAGUCUACGUGUUCACCGUCAAAACAGUUCGACAUUAUCCAAAUCGAAGGAACUGCUGGAUGCAUCCCAUGAUCUGCUAGAUCAGGCUGAUUACUGUGAGGCUGCCCUGCAGUUGCGUUCGCCCAGUGAAGUCUUAUCCAAUUUGAUUCUUAGCGUAAAUGUGAUCGAUCCGCGUCUGCAGCGACCCAGUAAGCGCACGAAAGCGUCCAAUCCGGCAGCUUCUGCGGUCAACUCAACUCAGUUGCUUAUGAUGCAGCCCGCUAGUCCGCCCUUCAGCGACUUAUGGGAUCCGGAGCUGCGUGUGCGUCUCAGCGGACAAAUGAUGUUGACACAUCAAUACAAUCAGCUGCGUCAAAAGCACGCCAUAGUGCCUGGCGAGCCGUGUGCCUUUGAGGAGCAGAUGCAGCCAAUACCACUGUUGCUCAUUCAACGUCCAGGAUCGCAGCAAGCGAACUACAAACGUUUGGGCUAUGCUGCGGGCUGGGAUGUAAUUGCACCCGCUCGUUACGGAAUGGCGCUCUGGCAGACGCUUAUCAUGUGGGGCGCCCGACCUGGUGGACUGCGUGAAUUCGAAUCGGUAGCAAGAGAGUUGGGCGUCGAUCAUCAUCUACCUGAUACUGUGACUGGUUUGGAGCAGGCAGCGAGAGCUUCUUUGGAGCGACGUGCCCGCUACUUUCGUCUGCCGCCCAACAAGCGCUGCAACUAUCGCAAGCUGGCGGUGGUCAGUCCAUUUAAAGCGCCAUGGCAAUCCCUGGUUCGUGACUGGAAUCUGGAAACUUCAACGUCGCCGAAGAGCUUCUAUGUGAUGCGUGAUCGCGCAAUGUUGCAGCGUCUGGAUAAAUGCAUGCGCCAUCGAGAACAAUUCCCGGAUUGCCUGACUGACAAUUGCCUCAUCCAAGUGGAAUUGCGCCUGCAUACGCGGGGUAACUUGGAGAGUAAUGCAUUAAUUUGCCUGCCUUCACGCCUCGACUGGAAACGCUACUGGCGGCAGUUAAAGCAUGAUAAUCAGGAGCCGGUGCAUACUGAACCCCUGCUGUCCGAUCUUAACGAACGUUUGCGCAAGGAAUUGAGGCUGGGCCACAAGCGCCUGCUGAAGCGCUUGCGAGCGCGUCGUGUGCGCGAAAAGCGACGACUGCAGGAGACAAGCACGCGACGCGUUCACAUAAGGCCUGCCAAGACUGCGUCACUAGUGAGCGAGCAACUAACCAAAAUGUGCAGCCUAUGGCUACCGACAGAGCCCUCCGAGACGCACGACAGCGUGCGCCGGCAAUGCAGCCGCGAGGUGUUUGGCUAUGUGAGCUGUGCUGGCUUUAGCUUCGUGGAGGCAGCUGUUUGCGGCGUGGGCUACGUAACGGCCAAUGGACUGCGACAGCUGCUCGCAGCGCGCAAGGCAGACACAGCCGGUCGCUCAAGACAGCCGCUGCUCUGUCUACUGCGCAAUGCGAAUAGUCGCGACUAUCGAUUCGCGCGCUUGCAAAUCAAUCUCAACUUGGCUGCUGGCGUUUAGCUUUAGAUAUAGAUAUAACAAGCGUUGAAUAGAUAAAUAUGUAUGUUUUAGACUCUAAACAAAUACCCCAUUAAAAGCCCAUUAAGAAAGACAA
Messenger RNA from Drosophila hydei, 2691 nucleotides. It is a transcript of the gene Pop1, whose product is annotated as ribonucleases P/MRP protein subunit POP1. Gene Ontology annotation, cellular component: nucleolar ribonuclease P complex; ribonuclease MRP complex. The record is from RefSeq and is a predicted model, not a curated record. The transcript is spliced from 2 exons. Gene Ontology annotation, biological process: tRNA 5'-leader removal. Lineage: Eukaryota; Metazoa; Arthropoda; Insecta; Diptera; Drosophilidae. Bases 93 to 2597 code for a protein of 834 amino acids.